CGUCAUAUGAUACAACGCAUAAAGAUUUUGAAAACAAAUUUCCUCUUGACAGUGCAGCGCGUAAAGAUAAGCUCCAAGCGUAUCUCUUGUCUUAUAAAAAUAGUACGACUAUGUUAGUAAAAAGUAUGAGUGGGCAAGAAAAGUCAAUAGAUGCAGCAUUGCGUGUUUGCUGGACGUUAAAUAAGCACCAAAAGCCAUUUACAGACUCAGAAAUUGUAAAAGAGUGUAUGUUGGAAGUAGCCACUGCACUUUUUGAANUGGAGAAUGGAUUGAUCUUGCUACAAAAUUAUUCAGACUUCCAAAAUCUUCACUUCAAAUGGAAAUUAUUGAUUUGCAAGAAGAUAUCUCAUUGCAAAUGAAUAAGACUUCGUCUACUAAAGAUUUUUGGAUAAAACAUGUCUUGGAUAAAUACAUAAACUGUAAAACCCUUGCCAUAAAAUUAGCUACUAUGUUUGGCUUCACUUAUGUAUGUGAAACUUCGUUUUCAAAUAUGUCGUUUUUAAAAAACCAAUACCGUUCAAGAUUAACAAAUCACCACCUUGAAAACACUUUACGCAUCAGUUGGUUCUCCAAGAGUACCAGAUUUUAAAAAAUUAGCUCAAGAAAAGAAAUGUCAUUUUUUUCAUUAAAUUUUGUUAUUAUUAGUAUGAAUGUAUUAUUACUUUAUAAAUAAUUAAAUAUUAAAUACUGUGUCUUAAAAUGUGUUUUUAAUACAAAAAUAAAUGCAUUAAUGAUAAAAUUAUGUUUAAGAUUUUUUUGGCCCUCGAAAUUUUUAUUUUUAAAUAUCUGCCCGCCAUAUAAAUUAAUUGCCGACCCCUGCUCUAGAACAUCGUCAAAAUCGUGUUCUGGCUGCACGUGUUCUGGUCACGAAACGUGUGUGUGUCACUAUAUUCUUGAGUCAAAAGGGCAGUCUCUACAGUGGUGUUAUACCCAUUCACCAUCAACCAAAAAAUUCAAAGUACAAUUUUCAGAGAGGAAGAUCGUGGCAUCUAUCUUUUGGCACUUGUAAGGGAUAUGAUUUGUCGAUUUUAUAGAUAAAAGAACCACCAUAAAUGCAUCUGCACCUGUGAGACACUUAAGAAGUUGAAAAAGAAAAUCAAAGACAAAAGGAGAGGAAUGCUAAUUCAUUGUAUGUCACUCCUUUAUGACAAUCAUACCGCCCGUUUAACUUAGAACCUGCUUGUUUCAUUUGGAUUGGAUAUUGUGACUCACCCACCCUAUCCCCGGACCUGGCACUAUCGGAUUAUCAUCUUUUCAAUAAAUUUAAGAACUUUUUGGGUGAACAACUAUUUUCAAAUGACGAGGAGGUUCAGGAUGCUGUGAAAAAGUGGCUUCGAGAAGUGGAGAGAAAGGUAUACGACGAGGGUAUACAAAAACUGGUCCCUAGGCUUAAAAAAUGUAUUGACCUCAAUGGUGAUCUAUGCUGUGAAUAG
Molecule: messenger RNA, 1433 nt
Organism: Cinara cedri
Lineage: Eukaryota; Metazoa; Arthropoda; Insecta; Hemiptera; Aphididae
Source: the annotation of a GenBank genome assembly